Brenthis ino (lesser marbled fritillary) is the source of this 198-nucleotide messenger RNA. Lineage: Eukaryota; Metazoa; Arthropoda; Insecta; Lepidoptera; Nymphalidae. The record is from the annotation of a GenBank genome assembly.
AUGGUCUACGCUAGUACAGAAGCAUGUGCACUGUACGCCGACCUCCUACCGCUACAGUCUAAAGCAAAGCCGCCGCGUUUGACCGCAAAUAAACAAACAAAUACGCAAACCGUACACUAUCAUGUACGCUUUGGUUACUCUGAUGGUAAAGGUGUUCAACCACAGAGUGUACAAACAACAUUCACUUCACUCGACGAA